CGCCCCCAAGAGAAGUCACGGCGACAGCUAUGGGUCCGGGCUGGUCGCCUGCGCGGCGUGUGUGGCCGCUGCUGUGGCGCAGGGUGUUCUCCCAGAGAGCGAGCCCCAAGGUGUCUUCGGUUCCCUGGCUUCCGCGACUGGCAGAGAGAUGGCUUCUCGCGGGGCCCGCGACCUGCCUGACCCCGACCCCGAGCCCGCGCGGCCUGCACCAUGGGCCUCAGCCUGAGGAGCGAACCGAAGGCGAUGCUCGCCUGCAGCCGGGAGCCGCAGAUCACAUUGGUGCCAAGUUUGACAUCGAUAUGCUGGUUUCACUUCUGAAGCAAGAAAAUGCAAGAGACAUUUGUGUGAUCAAGGUUCCUCCAGAAAUGAGAUACACAGACUACUUUGUAAUUGGUAGUGGGACUUCCACCCGACACUUACAUGCUAUGGUCCACUACAUUGUGAAGACGUAUAAACACCUGAAGUGCAGAAGCGAUCCAUAUGUCAAGAUCGAGGGGAAGGACACUGACGACUGGCUGUGUGUGGACUUCGGCAGUAUGGUGAUCCAUUUGAUGCUUCCGGAAACCAGAGAAACCUACGAAUUAGAGAAAUUAUGGACUCUACGUUCUUUUGAUGACCAGUUAGCUCAGAUAGCAGCUGAGACGUUACCUGAAGACUUCAUUCUUGGACUAGAAGAUGACACUUCAUCCCUGACUCCAAUGGAGUUCAAAUGUAAAUAAAACAAAGCUAAUGCCGUCCAUCCCUCUG
Molecule: messenger RNA, 747 nt
Organism: Rattus norvegicus (Norway rat)
Lineage: Eukaryota; Metazoa; Chordata; Mammalia; Rodentia; Muridae
Gene: Malsu1
Product: mitochondrial assembly of ribosomal large subunit 1
Exons: 4
Coding region: 30-719 (229 amino acids)
Cellular component (GO): mitochondrion
Source: RefSeq, marked provisional